Aspergillus novofumigatus IBT 16806 is the source of this 1009-nucleotide messenger RNA. Its product is annotated as orotate phosphoribosyltransferase. Gene Ontology annotation, molecular function: orotate phosphoribosyltransferase activity. The transcript has 2 exons. Gene Ontology annotation, cellular component: cytoplasm. Gene Ontology annotation, biological process: 'de novo' pyrimidine nucleobase biosynthetic process; pyrimidine ribonucleoside biosynthetic process; pyrimidine nucleotide biosynthetic process. Lineage: Eukaryota; Fungi; Ascomycota; Eurotiomycetes; Eurotiales; Aspergillaceae. The coding region runs from base 147 to 887 and encodes 246 amino acids. The record is from RefSeq and is a predicted model, not a curated record.
AAAAAGAAGAAACGGUUUCCGUCGAACUAUAUACUCUGGUCUCUGCGUUCGGUGAUAUAAGAUAUUCGGUCCAUUUUUCAUAGUUAUCCCUCAUAAGCGCUCAAAUCCAAUCGCUAGAGUCAAUUAAUCCUACCUAUCAAUUCACAAUGUCUGCUUCCGUUCCUCCUCCGGCCGCCGAUCAGGAUUACAAGGCGUCAUUGCUCCCACUACUGAUCUCCAACAACGUCCUUUCUUUCGGCACAUAUACCCUCAAAUCCGGUCGUGAAUCUCCCUACUUCUUCACUUCGUCUCUGCUUCACACUGCACCACUCCUCCGGGCCACAUCUGCCGCCUACGCCAGCGUUCUAUCCGCCGAGCCUUUUGUAAAGACGGCCGCCGAUGGCACCCUCAGCCCCAACUUUGAUAUCAUUUUUGGUCCUGCUUACAAGGGCAUCCCCAUCGCCGCGGCCGUGACCAACGAACUGGCCGUGCGUGACUCUAUCGCCGGAACCCACACCUGGGACAAUGUCAGCUAUUCAUUCAACCGCAAGGAGGCCAAGGAUCAUGGCGAGGGUGGCAACAUCGUCGGUGCCCCAUUGAAGGGCAAGCGGGUUGUCAUCGUCGACGACGUGAUCACGGCGGGAACGGCCCUGCGCGAGGCUGUAGGCAUCAUCCAGAAGGAAGGCGGUAUUGUCGCUGGUGUUGUUGUCCUGCUCGACCGUGAGGAGAGGGUGAGCGAUGCAGAGCCUAAGAGUGCUGUCGGUGUUGCGCAGAGGGAUCUUGGAGAGAGCAUCCCCAUCCGGGCUGUCAUUGGUCUCCAUGAUUUGAUUGAGAAGCUGGGUGAUAAGAUUGGCGAGAGCGAGAUCCAGCGGUUGAAGGACUACAGGGCUCGCUAUGGUGCUGAAUAAAUCAAUUGAGGAAUGUAAUAUAUUGAACGAUACCAAUGAGUGUUGAUGAUAUUCGUGGGUUGAUGGGCUUGAGUAAUAGAAGUUUACAAUCUUUGCCUCACUAACGGUAAAGUCAUCUAUGC